Molecule: messenger RNA, 2400 nt
Organism: Ctenocephalides felis (cat flea)
Lineage: Eukaryota; Metazoa; Arthropoda; Insecta; Siphonaptera; Pulicidae
Gene: Pink1
Product: serine/threonine-protein kinase pink-1, mitochondrial
Exons: 12
Coding region: 155-2221 (688 amino acids)
Biological process (GO): positive regulation of mitochondrial fission; autophagy of mitochondrion; protein phosphorylation
Cellular component (GO): mitochondrion
Molecular function (GO): ATP binding; protein serine/threonine kinase activity
Source: RefSeq, a predicted model, not a curated record
AACCGAGUCACACCUUCAAGACCAUCAGCACGAGCUCGUUCUUGAGCUAUUCUAAUGAGCGAUUCAAACGUCCUUGGUUCCCAUAUCGCUAAAUCUGACAAUACACGCCUGGAAAAACCAUCAUCGGUCUAGCCUCAGAUGACAAACAAUAAAUAUGCCUUAUCGCAUAAUAAGACAGUUGUUCAGAAAUGGUCGAUACAUAUUCCAAACAAUCUACAACAAACAAAACGUCAAAAUUUUGGAUAUAGUUCCUAAGCCGAAGGACGCAUAUAGUGCGAUUGAAAAACAAUCCUUUACGAACUACGAGGGCUUGCGAAAUGUCGGAUGUCAAAUUGGAUUGCAGGCCAGGAAGCUAUUUGUCGAUAAUGUACUUAAUAGAGUUACGAACUCUCUUGCAUCCGAUCUGAGGAGAAAGGCUACUAAGAGAUUAUUUUAUGGUGAUUCCCGUCCAUUUUUUGCCUUGGUUGGCGUGUCUUUAGCUUCAGGGUCAGGUCUUCUGACAAAAGAUGAUGAACUCGAAGGAGUUUGCUGGGAGAUCAGGGAAGCAGUUGCAAAACUGCGUUGGAACUACACAGAUCAAUACACAAUGCCAAAAGAUGAUAUCAAUUUGGACGACUUGGUAAUUGGACCACCGAUUGCAAAAGGAUGCUCAGCCGUAGUCUACUCUGCUAAAUAUAAAACACCUGUUAACAAUGGCUUUGAAACAUCACAAAACAUAAUAGAAAAUGAUGUCUCCAUGGCAGCAUCUAUAAUUUCAGACAACGGUAGUGAUGCAGCAUCCCAAACCUUAUCACCCUUCAGAGACAUGAGACUUUUACGUUGUCGCAAUGAUUCAUACAGAAACUCAGUCCCCAAUAUUAAUUUUCACACAUAUCGCAGAAAUUCUGUGGAUAUUUUAGUGGAUGAUGAGAAUAAGAAUGAUGCGUGCAAUGAGUCUGAAGAUUCGAUUUCUGUGAUUAAUUCUGAUGACAGUUUUGAAGUUUUAAGAAGUCCUGCAAAUGAGAAGGUUUAUGCAGUUGAUGAUAUGGGUAGUUUGGCUGAUUAUCCGAUUGCUGUUAAGAUGAUGUUUAAUUAUGAUAUACAGUCGUGUGCUACGGCUAUUUUUAAAGCUAUGCAGAGGGAGAUUUUGCCUGCUAGGAAGAAGUGCAGGGAACUGGAAGAUGGUUGGGAACAAUCAACGUUACCUCCUCAUCCGAAUAUUGUUCUGAUGUACAGUGUAUUUGCUGAUAGAAUUCCAACUGGUUUACCAUUAGCAGCCACUUUGUUUCCAUCAGCUUUACCACAAAGAAUUAACAGUGAUGGUUAUGGUAGAAAUAUGUCUUUGUUUCUGUUAAUGAAGAGAUACGAUUGCAGUCUUCAUGAUUAUCUUAGUAGUAAUAAAAUAUCAAUGAGGACGUCCAUAAUUUUGUUUGCUCAACUUUUGGAAGCAAUUGCCCAUUUAUCAGCUUAUGGAAUUGCACAUAGAGAUCUGAAAUCAGAUAAUAUAUUACUGGAGUUAAGCGAUGAUGACAGUGUACCUCCUUCAUUAGUUUUGAGCGAUUUUGGAUGUUGUCUUGCUGAUCCCAAAAGGGGUUUCUUAUUGCCGUACAACUCUAAUGAAAUUGAUAAAGGUGGUAAUAUAGCGCUUAUGGCUCCAGAAGUUAUAACACAAACGCCUAGCUCCUUUUCUGUCAUUAAUUACAGUAAAGCUGAUCUUUGGUCUUGCGGUACAAUUGCUUAUGAAAUUUUUGGCUCUACAAAUCCAUUUUACGCACGAGACGUCCCUAUUGAAAAGAGAUUAAGAAAUGUAACUUAUCGUGAUGAAGAUUUGCCUGCAAUUGAGAACGAAUCAAUUCCUGAGAUUAUACGAGCUCUUGUUGAGAAUAUAUUGAGGCGAGAACCUAGCAAGCGAUUGUCGCCAUCGAAUGCUGCAACUGUAAUGCAGCUAUUUUUGUGGGCUCCUUCUAACUGGCUUAAGAAUAAAGUUGUUCCUAACAGCACCGAGAUUCUCCAGUGGCUCUUAUGUCUAACAACCAAAAUCCUGUGCGAAGCAAGAAUCGGUCAAAACUUACCAUCUAGUUCCAAAAUUCCCAGAAGGGAAUCCACAUCAACCUUCAACGAAAAUACUACAAACAGUACAGGUAGACGAACCUUACCUGAAUACGUUUUAAUAUCAAGUUUCCUAUCACGAGCAAAAUUGCAUGAAAUCAAAAGAUCACUUGAAUGGAUUCACAACUUGUAAUAAUUAGUCAAAGAUUUGUGCUUAAUUUGUAAAUUGAAUUUAUCUUUAUUUAUUUAAAAUAUAUUAGAUUUAAUAAUGAAUAAUAAAGUUCAUUAUAUGCAGCCAUUAAUAUGGUGAUUUUAAUUUGAAAAAGUGUAUAAGCCAUGCACGUAAUAAGAAUAGAAAAAAGACUGCACUAA